This is a messenger RNA of Ricinus communis (castor bean), 953 nucleotides long. RefSeq names its product ubiquitin-fold modifier-conjugating enzyme 1. NCBI's taxonomy places the organism in Eukaryota, Viridiplantae, Streptophyta, Magnoliopsida, Malpighiales, Euphorbiaceae. Gene Ontology annotation, molecular function: UFM1 conjugating enzyme activity. Gene Ontology annotation, biological process: protein K69-linked ufmylation. The record is from RefSeq and is a predicted model, not a curated record. Gene Ontology annotation, cellular component: cytoplasm. Bases 81 to 605 code for a protein of 174 amino acids. The transcript is spliced from 3 exons.
AUAAACAAACUGGUACAAGAAUCAAAUAAAAUUUGCCACCGAAAUCAAAGAUUUUAGGGUUGGGGCUAGAGCAAAAGAAAAUGGAGGGAUGGGAUCCGAACACGAAAUCAACAUUGACACAGAUCCCACUUCUGGCGACAAAAGCAGGUCCAAGAGACGGAGCAGCAUGGACACAGAGAUUAAAGGAAGAGUACAAAGCUUUGAUCGCAUACACUCAGAUGAAUAAAUCAAAAGACAAUGACUGGUUUCGAAUCUCGGCAGCCAAUCCAGAAGGUACACGCUGGACAGGGAAGUGCUGGUAUGUCCAUAACCUUCUCAAGUAUGAAUUUGAUCUCCAAUUCGAUAUUCCCAUUACUUAUCCGUCUACUGCUCCCGAGAUUGAGUUGCCUCAGCUUGAUGGCAAGACCCAAAAGAUGUAUAGAGGAGGGAAGAUUUGCUUGACUAUUCAUUUCAAGCCGCUUUGGGCUAAAAAUUGUCCAAGGUUUGGCAUCGCACAUGCACUUUGUCUGGGUCUUGCUCCAUGGCUAGCAGCAGAGGUUCCCAUCCUUGUGGAUUCUGGCAUGAUUAAGCACAAAGAUGAUGCCACCCCAUCCAGUGAAUCUUAGCUAUAUAAUGUAUCAUACUGGCUGUAAAAGCAUUGCGUAAUUUAAAGCUUGGUCAAAGAGAAUAAGUGUUGAGGGACAGUAGAUGCAAGUUACAGGAUGUUUUGUUGAUGUACGAUUUAUAUGCAAAUACUACAAAAUUUGAGCUGAUCGGAUACAACAAUUUUAUGCAUCCACUGUCCGCAUUUCAAAACUAUGGAUGUCAAACCAAAAGUUUGAAACUCCUUGCAUCCUUCCUUGAAAUGCAGAAAAUCAUGAGAGCUCUUAUUCUUCUUUUAUAUGAGCACUGUGUUUGAUCUGGGUUGUUAUGUUGUAUAAAAUUUGGGUAUGAAAUCUUGAGCUUUUUCUUCA